AUGUCAGACGCAGAUAGUUUGGGCGAUUCGCAAUCGGAGGCGGAAUCAAUGAUCGUUGAGUCCGAUGAAGAUACAUCAGAUUGGGACGCAGUACAUGUCGCUAUCAGAUCAACCUGUGGUCUUUGUUCUCAGUCCAUCGACCCAUACGACUGUGCUAUAGCAUCCAAGGUCAUCGCCAUGGUACUCGUCCUGGCUAUUGCACAAGGAGAUUCCAAUUCCCUCAAGGACGAAAAAUGA
Molecule: messenger RNA, 237 nt
Organism: Fusarium fujikuroi IMI 58289
Lineage: Eukaryota; Fungi; Ascomycota; Sordariomycetes; Hypocreales; Nectriaceae
Exons: 2
Coding region: 1-237 (78 amino acids)
Source: RefSeq, a predicted model, not a curated record